CAGGAACUGAACCUGUAACCCUUUGGUGCAUGGGACAGUGCUCCCACCAACGGAGCCACCCGGCCAGGGCCGUGUGCACUUCCAAAGUCACAUGCACACAUUGUGUAAAGACUUGCUGACUGAAACAACCUCUUUUCUGUUUUGUUUUAGGGAUAAUGACUCUUCUUCUCGCCUAAGUUGAAUAAGCACCUCGUGCACUUUAAUCUUCUGUCAGCGCCAUCAGGCCGACUGAAGACAGGGCUUUGAAAUCUCAGCUAUAAAGACUCCAGCCAAAGUCUCAAUCUUGCCUUAACAAUGUUCCAGAGACUGAAUAAAAUGUUUGUGGGUGAAGGCAAUGCUUCUUCCAACCAAGCACCAGAAUUCAGUGAGAAAGAAGAUGAUGAAUGGAUUCUGGUUGACUUCAUAGACACUUGCACUGGUUUGUCAGCAGCUGAAGAUGAGGAAGAAGACAUCAGUGAAGAGUCACAUGCCGAACACCCUUCCGUCUUCUCCUGUUUACCUGCAUCUCUUGAGUGCUUGGCUGAUACAAGUGAUUCCUGCUUCCUCCAGUUUGAAUCCUGUCCGAUGGAAGAGAGCUGGUUUAUCACCCCUCCACCGUGUUUCACUGCAGGAGGAUUAACCACUAUCAAGGUGGAAACCAGUCCUAUGGAAAACCUUCUGAUCGAGCAUCCCAGCAUGUCUGUCUACGCCGUGCAUAACACCUGCCCUGGUCUCAACGAGACCAGCUGUGGGGCUGACGAAUUUCAUAACCCAGGUGGUCCCAGAGAGGAAGCUCAGGGUGAAGUGGCGCCACACAUUCACUGCUAUGUUGCAGCUGUUGCUGCUCAUACAGCUUUUCUGGAGCAACCCAAGAGCUUUCGCCCUUCCCAGUGGAUAAAAGAACACAGUGAAAGACAGUCUCUGAACAGAAAUAGCCUUCGUCGCCAAAAUCUUACCAGGGAUUGCCACUCUCGGCAAGUCAAGCACAAUGGUUGGGCUGUCCAUCAGCCCUGCCCACGUCAGUACAAUUACUAAGAAUUUCAAGUUUGGUUGGUUGGUUUCCCUUGGUUUGUACAUGUAUAUGUGGAUGUCUGUGCUUGGAUGUGAAGUCUCUUUACAGCCACUUGAUGACCAAUCACAUAGUAGUUUUAUCAGUGUGUUUAGACACUAUCUUGAAAACCAGAUUCACAUGCUGUGUAUCACAUAAUGCCUUGCUCUUAACAUUUACUUUUUUGUAAAUUUUUUCAGAAUAUUUUUGGAAACAUAUCAAUACAAUUACAGUGUUUGGUGUUUGCAGAUGUCUUUAAAUCUAUUAAAGUGUACAUGAGUUAGCAUUUUAAAGAGAUUUCUUCUCAAGUCUGAGAGUAGGCAUCUUUCAGUUUCAUCUUAUUUUGUAUUACUUAAUCAGUCUUUUGAGUAAGCAAAAAUUUAUUCUCAGGGUCAGCCAUACACUUUAUUGACCAGUACUUGAUAAUCUCUUCUGUAUAUAAUGAAUACAUUUUUAUACACUAACAUGAGCAUUAACAGGUUAUAGUUGCCAUGGUUAUAAUGGAAUUAUGGUUGAAUUUUCUUUUGAAAGAAAACUUGAUAUAUUUCUGUGUGUAUGGGUUUUUUUUCCAGAUUAGUCAUGCAGUUCAUUUUGGAAUUCAGGUACAUUAAGUGUUAGUGAGCAGUGCAUCAGUAAUCUGAUAGGACUGUGUGACAUGGUACAGACAUUACUGGUAUCGUGGGAUGAAAGCACUUGUCUCACGUGCAGAGGGAUUAAAUUAGACCUGUGAAAUUGCAUUUAGAAAAAUGUAUGUCCAUAACUAACCCAUUUUCCACUGUUUGGAUUCUUUCCUGCCAGCUCUGCCCACUCACCACCUCACUUCAGCUGUAAAUUCAGAAGUACUUGUCCAGGCACUUGAAUGACUUCAUAUGUAUAUCUUCCCAAGGGAAAGUGAUAGGCUCUGUAUUUCCGAUACAGCAAUAAAUCCUUUGCCAGGGAACCUGUCCUGCCCAGCGGCAAGCAGGGGUGAAGGAAUUCCUGGGGGUGUCUUUUCAUGGCGUCUAUACGAAGGGUGACAGGUCAGCUUCCUUGAGUUUUCAGUUUUUAAGUCUGGCUUCAGGCAGAAUCUUGAACCACUAUGGCCUGUUUCCUCCACCAACAGGGGAGCAGUAAUAGUUACCUCCCUCACCGCUGUUGUGAGGACUGUAUCCUGAUUUGAAGUGGGGCUGUGCAGAACCGUACCUGGUGGGAAAUUCCAAGGGCCUCUCUAUCAAAUCUGGUGAUGGGGGUGGGGCCUGUGGCAGUUUUUCUGCCACAGCUGUUCUUCAGAGUGUUGGUGCUAACGAGGCUAGAGUGCAGGGUUCGAUGCCCAGGGAAGCCAGUUAACUUGACAUGGAGAUCUGUUUCUUACCUCUAGCCAGUCACUUUAGUUUUCAGCAGUUGUAUGGGUUUUGCUGAGCCAUCCACACUCUCACCGAUUUCUUCUGAAAUUAAGUACAUUUACAAUCCAAAGCACAUUCUGCUGACAGAGCAUAUUUUCCUGUCUCUUCUGCAAACCUAAUUAAAUAAGUACACAUCUCUACAAUAUUUCAAGGGAAAAGGCAGCAUAUAGUUAUGUGAAGUAUUAUUCUAUUUCUUAGUAACCCUAUAGUGCUCAAUGCGGGGAACCAUGGGAGACUUUUUUCCAUUGGAGAGCUUUGCUCUUUCCUGACUAGACUGGGAUGUCUGGAGUCUGAAUCGGUCAAUAGUGUAGUUAGGUGGUGGCGUUCGGUGGUUCUUCCCCUGGUGUUGAUGAAGUGCCAGGAAUGUCUCUAGAACAAGAGUCUAUAUCCCCUUCUCUCCUCAUUCCCUUUCCAUUUCAUCUACCCCUUUAUUUAUUUGUUUUCUAAUUAGGGGCCAAGUCUGUCAAGUUUCCUCAAACUGAGCUAGAAGUUAUUUUGUUACUAUUGUGUUUACCUGAGUUGGGAGAUAAGGUCGAGUUUUCAUGAGGGUAUGUAUGUUGUUACAUCAUGCCUGUUAUAGGGCCAUAUACUGGUAACUUGAAGAUAGACCAGCUAAAUGUUUUCUUGAUGUAGCCUCUGAAUACAUGGGCGUCUCUUUUCACAUAUUACAUGCAAACUGUCAGUACCUCACGAGCUGUAGAAGUUCAGCAUGAGAAUUUGUUUGGCAGCAUAAACAAAUUUCUAUGUAAACCUGCAGUGGUCCUUUUUUACUGUUUCUUUUUCAGAUUUCCUGAUACCUUAAACACAUCUCUAUCAGUUACUGCCUUUUUGUUUUCCUUAUCGGGGCCUAGUUUUUUAUGCUUUGUUCCUGGAAGACAAAUGAUUUCAGUCUUUGGGAUGUUUUUUCAGGGUAAAGGCUAUCACACCAUCUGUGAUAUCAUAUUGUGGUUUCUGUCUAAAAGUGGCACAUAUAAGAACUGAAGAAAGUAGUUGCAUAAUUCAGUUGAGGUUCUCAGUCAUUAGAUGUUUGUUAGGCAUCUACUAUGUGCAAGACACAAGACGAGUAAGAUGUUAACAAGUUAAGUAUUCUUUGAAACACGGCCAAAAUACAAUUUAUUAUAAAUUAUUAUUUUUGCUGUUGUAAAUAUUAGUGGUUUACAGUAUGCUUAAGUUCAUAUUUCUUAAAAAUUAAUGCAGUGAGAAAUAAGACACCUUUCAAUUUAGUGCUCUGUUUCUAAACUGAUAAUAUAGAAUGUUACUUGGAAAAAGUCUGGAAUAUGUGGUACCCACAAGCAGUGCUUAUGAAUGAGUUUCUUAGUUUUUAUAACGCAUCACGUUUCUCAGAGUUUUUGUUUCUCUUGUUAAAACAUUUUAUAAUGUAUAUCCUAUGUUUAUUACUUCCUCCUCAACUAAUUGAAUUAUGUACUGCAAUGUAAGUUGAAGAUUCACCAUCCAUUAUUUAUCUUCUGUAGCAAUGCAUUUAAAUAGGUGGCUGAGGGGGGAAUUUUUACAGAAGGUGCAGAGUGUUUGGAUUUUUUACUUCCUAUUCCAGGGAGCUUCCUUUACAUUAAUUUUCUGUUCACUUUUCCAGUUUCCAUGCAAAUAGCUCCUUUUCACAUACCUUCUCUGUUGUGUCAGUACUUUGAUUCUAGUGAGAAGGCAGUUUACUUAAAACUUGAGAGGGCCAUUCAGCAUUGCCUGUUGUUUUUACUUCUUAGAUCUGUGUAGCACUGGUUGGUAGUCCUUAAUUCUUCGUUGAAUCUGUCUUUGCUAUUUCUCUUCCUCCUCAAGGAAAUAUAUUGCCUUUUUUAAAGAGAAAAGAGCAAAGAAGAAUAUCUGUCUUUCUUAUCCUCACUUUCUUUGAGUUGGGGAAAAAAAUGAAGGACUCCAACUAGAAGAUAUAUAUUUAAACUUAAAUAGAUUAAUGGAGAAAGUUUAAGAGUUUCAAGUAUUAAUUUUUGUUUUUAGCAUCAGUUUAGAGACUGCUCCUUGUACUGGAGAUACUAGCAUAUGUUUGUAAUGUUACCUUAAAAUUAUCUUAUUUUAUAAGGCCCAUACAUAGAUUAAAUUCUUUUAAAAGUGGGGCUACUAUCAUGGAUGUUUCACUGCCAUCAGCCAUGUUGAUGCAUUAUAAAUGGCAUCCUUGUCUACUUACUUUAAUGCUUAAAAUUUUAUUUAAAAUGCUUUAUUUAGAAAACCAACACGAUGUUUGGUGUCAGCCUUGCCAUGUACCAGUUCACUUGAAAUUGACACCAAUUACAGUGGUUUGGAGUGGAGGAGGUGGUCCUGGACAGCAUAUGGAUAGGAUAUAUUUUUCUAUUUGCAACAGUAUCUUUUAUAUGGGAGAAGUUACUAUUCAAAGGAAGGCAGCUUAAGUGGAUAAUGUUUUGUAUAUCAUUGAGAAUUUUCCUUAAAACACUUUUUAAAAAUUGUAUAAUUGUUAAAUGCCCAGUUUUGCUCUGUAUUUGCCUUAAGUUUUAGUAUUCGUUUUCUAGAUGGACUUCUGAAAACCAGUACUUGGGGAGGUUAGAUGUGUAUGUUUCCAGGCUUGGUGUGUUUGAGUGGUUUUGCUUGCUUUUUGGUUGUAUUUUCCUCCAGAAGCGUGGAACUUUAAUAAUUCUGUGUGUUAUUUAAAGAAAAAAAGGGGCUUUGUUGUUUUUUUCUCUCAAGUAAAAUUGUGAAUACAUUUGCUUUACAAGGGCAGGGCGUCAUUUAUAGAGACUGAAGAGUAUUGUAGGUUGUACUAUGUGCCUUCUUGAUGUGUUUCUGGACACAAAAUUUUUUCAACAACUUGAAAACUAAAAAAGGGACAUUUGGUUAGGUUAUAUACUGUACAUCAAUCUAUGCAUAAAUGGCAGCUUGUUUUCUUGAGCCACUGUCUAAAUUUUUCUGUUUUUAUAGAAAUUUUUUAUACUGAUUAGUUCAUAGCUGGUCAGUUUUAUACACAGACUAAACAAUACAGCACUUUGCCAAAAAUAAGUGUAGCAUUGCUUAAAAAUUGUGUAUUAACACCAGUUCUUUGUAAUCGGCUUCAGUGGUGCAUUUUGCACCACCUGGAGUUAUGGUUAUUAAUCUGUCAGUAAAUAAAAUGUCCUUUAACUUCA
Molecule: messenger RNA, 5513 nt
Organism: Miniopterus natalensis
Lineage: Eukaryota; Metazoa; Chordata; Mammalia; Chiroptera; Miniopteridae
Source: RefSeq, a predicted model, not a curated record